Zea mays is the source of this 869-nucleotide messenger RNA. RefSeq lists its product as uncharacterized. Lineage: Eukaryota; Viridiplantae; Streptophyta; Magnoliopsida; Poales; Poaceae. The transcript has a single exon. Bases 60 to 599 code for a protein of 179 amino acids. The record is from RefSeq and is marked validated.
GGGAGACAGGGGGAGGGAACAAGCCGGGCGCAGUCACGGCAUCAAACACGAGCCGCGGCAUGGGCAACAGCCUGCGGUGCUGCCUGGCGUGCGUGCUGCCGUGCGGCGCGCUGGACCUGGUGCGGAUCGUGCACCUCAGCGGCCGCGUCGACGAGUACGGCCGCGCCGUGUCGGCCGGGGAGGUGCUGGCGGCGCACCCCAACCACGUGCUCAGCAGGCCCUGCUCGUCGCCGCAGGGGGUCGUGCGCAGGAUCCUCAUCGUGUCGCCGGACUCGGAGCUCGAGCGCGGGGAGAUCUACUUCCUCAUCCCGGCCGCGUCCGUGCCGGACGCCAAGAAGGGCGGCGGCGGGGCUAGCACGCCAGGCCGCCACGUGCGCAGCAAGUCCGAAGGCAGCGUCGUCGCCGCCGCCGUGACCGACCGGCAGCUGGGGCUCGGCGCCGAGUCGCCGGAGGAGGCGGCGGCCGCGCCCGCGGCCAAGAAGAAGAAUCAGCAGCAGCACAAGAGGGCCGCCGCGCAGCAGCACCGGCGGCGCAUGAGCACCGGCAGCCACGCCGCGCCCUGGCAGCCGCACCUCGCCUGCAUCGCGGAGGACCUCUGAGUGCCUUGCCGCUACCGGUUCGGCGAGCACCCGUGUGAUUCUGCCGCCAUCGAUGGAUCAAGUCCGUUUUCUUUCUCAUCAACUAGUGUCUGCGUCGUAAAUACUCCCGGUUUCCUCCUCCACGACCCAUUUUCCCUUCCGUUUGCAAGUGUAAAUUCGGCCGUCGCGUAUGAACUUCCUCUGUCGAUUUUUGAGCGUCUUUUGCAACUUCGCAUCAGUUCAAACCAAAACCUGUAUAUAAAAGCUUUACGAUUCUACAGAUUUUAUGAA